AAACGUGAGAUUUGACAUAUUAGUCGUGAACGAAGAAUUCGAGCUGACUGAUUUACCGUUCACAGUUAUUCUUCAUAUAACCAAUUUAGUUCGAACUGUUUCAUUGAUUGCUGGAGUAUCGACAAGUUAGUUUCCGUGUGCAAGACGCUUCACAAUGUUCGCCACCGUGGUACUGUUGUUACUGAUGCUGCUUUUACUGUUCGUUUCUGUGGUAUUCGAAAACAAAACGAGAAAAUAUCCACCAGGACCGUUCUCAUGGCCAUUUAUUGGCAGCCAGUUUUUAUUGAAGCGUCUAAGUCGUGAACUUGGGGGGCAGCAUAUGGCGUUCUUAGAGCUGUCAAAGCGAUACGAUAGCGAAGUGAUAACCGUAGACAUUGGUACUGACAAAGUAUUGGUCAUUUCCGGAAACAAGCUAAUUCAGAAUGUAAUGAAGAACGAGGAAUACGAUGGACGUCCUUGGAACGAGUUUAUCAAAAUUCGAAAUAUGGGCAAGAAGCAAGGAAUCACGAUGAAUGACGGAUCGGAAUGGAAGGAAUUACGUGGUUGGAUGGUGCGAACGAUGAGGAUAUUCGGCUUUGGGAAACGCGAGAUGUCGGAGAUGAUCAAGAAUGAAUUGGUCGUGCUGCAGGAGAAUUUGAAGAAAGGGGGUGUACGAAAAUUAAAACCAUUGAUCACACCGGCUGUGGUAAAUGUCCUCUGGAACGUGGCGACUGGAAAGCCAUUCUGCGAGGACGACAAGUUGCAGUAUUUUUCCGACUUGAUGGAACGUCGCGCGCAAGUCUUCGACAUGCUCGGCGGGCUUCUCACCACUUUCCCUUGGAUCCGUUACGUUGCACCUGUGGCCUCAGGGUACAACCUUCUCCUCACGCUGAACAACGAGCUCAAGGCGUUCUUAUUGGACACCAUCGAGGAACACCGAAAGAAUUACAAGCCAGGCUGCGAGGCGGACGUAAUUGAUAUGUUCCUACACGAAAUGAUCAAUAACGAAGAUGCCGGCGGCAUUUUCACUGUUGAUCAAUUAGUGAUUUUGCUGCUCGAUCUCUUCAUCGCCGGUUGCACCACCACGGGCAUAACCUUGGACUUCCUGUUUAUGCAUAUGGCGGUACACCAGGAGGUGCAACGCAAGUUGCAACAGGAAAUCGACUCGGUGAUCCCGCGUGACAGGCUUCCCGAUUUAGCAGACAGGACGAAGCUUCCAUACGCAGAGGCUAUAAUAUUCGAGUCGCAACGAAUGUGCCCUGUAUUUCCUAUAUUGGGCCCGCGACGAGUUCUUCGAGAGACGAAUCUCGACAAGUACACGAUACCAAAGAACGCCACUAUUCUAAUGAACACGUACUCCAUCACCAGUGACCCUAAUAUCUAUCCAGAACCGAACAAGUUCAAGCCUGAAAGAUUCAUAAAGAACGGAGCCUUUGAACCUGACACGUAUUCCUUGAGUUUUGGAAAAGGAAAAAGGCGCUGUCCAGGCGAAGCGUUGGCAAAAGCAGCGAUGUUCAUCUUGUUCAUCGGAGUGAUGCAAAAGUUCACCGUGCUUCCUGUUCCUGGCAAAGGACCAAAAGCUGUGGAAACUAUACCCGGACUGACGAUCUCACCUAAACCUUACAAAGUUCUAGUCGUUCCACGAUAGUUCCUCUCUUGUAGAAUAACCGAUCCUCGUUUACGUUGUAUAUUUGAUUUGCGCGUCUAACGAGCGGAUCUGCCUACGCUUAUUAUUAAGUUGCGUGUGAUUAAGACAGGAAACACGUUUAUCCUCGUAGAAAUUUGUAUAUUAAUAGAAUGGUUCCGUUCGUGGUAUACGAAAGGAACGUUAAUUGGCCGUUCUGAGGGAAACAGACAAUAAAGAUGAAACGAAGUGAAUAAUGUAUUCCUUGCGUUUAUUUCCGACACAUACAGCAACGGGACGAACUUUUAUUUGCUCGACUGUUGACAACGACGUUACCGGUGUACAUACGCGUCUCACGCGUCUCGAAGUACAUAUGUAGUAGCUUCGCGUUACGCGGAUAGACACCGGUUUGUUUGACUUCAACAAAUUCUCCCGCCAAAC
This is a messenger RNA of Habropoda laboriosa, 2044 nucleotides long. RefSeq names its product probable cytochrome P450 305a1. Bases 155 to 1627 code for a protein of 490 amino acids. Gene Ontology annotation, molecular function: heme binding; oxidoreductase activity, acting on paired donors, with incorporation or reduction of molecular oxygen, reduced flavin or flavoprotein as one donor, and incorporation of one atom of oxygen; iron ion binding. Gene Ontology annotation, biological process: xenobiotic metabolic process. The transcript is spliced from 8 exons. The record is from RefSeq and is a predicted model, not a curated record. Lineage: Eukaryota; Metazoa; Arthropoda; Insecta; Hymenoptera; Apidae. Gene Ontology annotation, cellular component: intracellular membrane-bounded organelle; cytoplasm.